Medicago truncatula (barrel medic) is the source of this 1993-nucleotide messenger RNA. Its product is annotated as WAT1-related protein At5g07050. Gene Ontology annotation, molecular function: transmembrane transporter activity. NCBI's taxonomy places the organism in Eukaryota, Viridiplantae, Streptophyta, Magnoliopsida, Fabales, Fabaceae. The transcript is spliced from 7 exons. Gene Ontology annotation, cellular component: membrane. The record is from RefSeq and is a predicted model, not a curated record. The coding region runs from base 303 to 1487 and encodes 394 amino acids.
AUCUUAACCAAUUACUUUUUAAUUAUUUAUUUUGUUCGUUAAUUUUCUAUCCCCGUGACCAAUUAUAAGCAUUCACCAUACCCCCUAUGAAAUAUGAUUCCUAAGCCCAUGAGAGAGAGAAGAAUUAGAAAGAAGAAAAAAAUACUCUAUAUGACGUAGAAAAAUGAUUGAAUGCAAAUUGUAUAAAUAAUAGGAGCCAUCCCAUUGUAUUACUUAGGAAGAAAUUACACAAACCUUCCUCAAGAGUUCCUACUCUUCUAUUAACCUAAAUCUUAUCCUCAUUAUUCUCUUCAAAUCCUGAAAUGGGCGCUGAAAAGCCUAGAUCUUGUGCAACCUACUUUGAGAAUUCUAAACCCUACUUUGCCAUGAUCCUUUUACAGUUUGGCUAUGCAGGCAUGAACAUCAUAACCAAGCUUUCUCUCAAUGGAGGGAUGAGUCACUAUGUCCUCGUUGUUUAUCGCCAUGCUUUUGCAACUAUUGCUAUAGCUCCGUUCGCCAUUAUCUUCGAAUGGAAGGAUCAACCAAAGAUUACAUUUUCAGUUUUCAUGCAAAUUUUACUCCUAGCUUUGCUUGGGCCAGUGAUAGAUCAAAACUUCUACUAUGCUGGGUUGAAAUUAACAUCCCCAACAUUCUCAUGUGCAAUGAGCAACAUGCUUCCAGCUAUGACUUUUGUGAUGGCGGUGUUAUGCAGGAUGGAAAUAGUCAACUUGAAGAAGUUAAGAUGCCAAGCAAAGGUGAUUGGAACCAUUUUAACUGUGGCUGGGGCAAUGUUGAUGACCUUGUACAAAGGACCAGUUUUGGAGUUGAUGUGGACUAAAUAUAUACCUCAUAGUAAUGCAAAUAUUACAAGUUCCUCAAGCAAGGAUAAUUGGUUCUUAGGCUCCAUUUUACUAAUCAUUGCUACUCUUGCAUGGUCAUCCCUCUUUGUGUUACAAGCUAAAGCUAUAGAAACAUACAAGAAUCAUCAGCUAACACUCACAUCACUUAUAUGUUUCUUUGGCACGAUUCUAGCUUUUGCUACCACUUUGAUUAUGGAAAACAAAGAUUCUGUGUGGACAAUUGGUUGGGAUAUGAAUUUAUUAGCUGCUGCCUAUGCGGGCAUUGUUACAUCAAGUAUAUCAUACUACAUACAAGGAUUGGUAAUAAAAAAGAAAGGGCCUGUUUUUGCAACUUCAUUUAGCCCUUUGAUGAUGAUCAUUGUAGCCAUUAUGGGAUUCUUUAUCCUUGCAGAGCAGCUUUUUCUUGGAAGCGUGAUUGGUUCCAUAUUGGUUGUCAUAGGCUUAUAUUCUGUUUUGUGGGGAAAGCACAAAGAACAAGUGGAAUGUAAAGUGUCGCCAGAUGAUAUACCCUUGCCUAUAAAGAGUGCUCGGAUAAAUGGAAAUAUGGGAGCAUUUUCUGCAUCCUUUGAUAAACACAGUGAAGUAAAGUUGGAUCAGAAAGAAGAAUCAAACAUUUCUUUAGUUAUUAUAAAUUACAAUAGAAGUUAAUUAAAUAACCAAAGACAUAAGUAAUCUAAUUCAUAUGCAAUUGCGAACUAUAAUAUUGGAUCGAAUGAUGAAAUUUUUGUUGGUCAAUUGUGUAAGUGUUUGUUGUUACCCUAUUAAAGCAUUUGUAUAUGCUUUAUCCAAUAUAGACUUGACAAGAUUUAGGGUUAUAUAUAGCAUAAUUAUGCACUGUGGUGGAGGAUAAUUAAAAGAGUGGUAGAAGAUUUGGAAGCAAAGGUUUUCACUACCUUAAAUGAUUCAACCUUAAGGAAGAAGGGUUGUAAUCAACUAUGUUCAUUGAAACGUGUGUUAAAACCAGUAAGGAUGUAAUGAACAAAAAAUCCUUGUGUUAAAAUCAGUAAGGAUGUAAUAAACACGAAGAUGAUUCAAUCUGGGAGUGUGCUCCUCCUCAAGGUCUCAGAUUCGAUUCUCUCUAGUGCCAAUUUGAGCAGUUAGUUUAGCUUCUUCAAAAAAAAAAAAAAAAAAACACGAAGAUGAUCCAAUUAUAU